Daphnia pulicaria is the source of this 1137-nucleotide messenger RNA. RefSeq names its product 3'-5' exoribonuclease 1-like. The transcript has 4 exons. Gene Ontology annotation, biological process: exonucleolytic trimming to generate mature 3'-end of 5.8S rRNA from tricistronic rRNA transcript (SSU-rRNA, 5.8S rRNA, LSU-rRNA). Bases 86 to 967 code for a protein of 293 amino acids. NCBI's taxonomy places the organism in Eukaryota, Metazoa, Arthropoda, Branchiopoda, Diplostraca, Daphniidae. Gene Ontology annotation, molecular function: 3'-5'-RNA exonuclease activity; nucleic acid binding. The record is from RefSeq and is a predicted model, not a curated record. Gene Ontology annotation, cellular component: cytoplasm.
CUCAUUCCUAGGCUGUUCCAACAACAACAAAAACAAAAAACCAAACCUGACGAAACAGUGAGAAAGGAUUCAAAGGAAAGGAGUCAUGGAAUAUACCAACAUGGAAUAUACUCACACGGAAUGUACUGACACAGAAAUCCCUCAAAAAGAAGCCAUGGAUCACUUUAUUGGUGGGAAUAAAAGCAAAAAACAGUUCGACUACUUUGUUAUAAUUGACUUUGAAGGAACGUGUGGAUUUCUAAAAAACCCAUGUCAUAUCAAAGGUGGAAUACAAGAAAUAAUUGAAUUCCCUGCCAUUUUACUAAAUGGUCACAAUGGAUCCAUCGAAGAUGAAUUCCAUUCCUUCUGCCGACCAGUACUUAACCCGUCAUUGACAAACUUUUGUAAAAAACUUACAGGAAUCACACAGGAUGCUGUUGACAAAGCUCCAUUAUUCAAGGACGUAUUUGUCUCAUUUGAAGAAUGGUUGAAGAAAAACAAGGUUAUUGGCUCGUACUAUUCAUCCGCGGUUGUGACCGAUGACCCUAACGACAUUCGUCAAUUUCUACAGAAGCAGUGUAGGAUUUCAGAAAUAGAUUUUCCAACAUACUGCCAGAAUUGGAUAAAUAUUAAGAUCAUUUUCGCUCAUUUCUACAAAAAUGGCAAUAUGGAAUGUCUGUCCCUAAAAAAUAUGAUUCGGGACAUUGGAUGUGAAUUUCAAGGAAGAGCUCAUAGCGGCAUAGAUGAUGCCCGAAAUAUUGCUUCAAUUGUUCAGCGUCUUUUGGCGGACGGAGCGCUCUUAACGUUCAAUGAAAAGUUAGUUGUCAAUCGAGCCAAGAAAAUUAAAAUAAGGCACAAACAACAGGCACAAACACCCAAACAAGGCGGAACAAAAACCAACCCAUCCACCCAAGCUAACCUAGUUAAGAUAAGGAAUUUGAAAGUCGAAACUGCUGUGAGUAGCCAAGUAAGUAUGGAGAUACCUUAAAUCAAACACUUAGCAUGCCCCUGGCAACCCUAACCAAAAUAGUUUUGAAUAUUUAACAUGAAAGCCAAAUUACUAUCAAUGUUACUAAUUCCUUGUGAUUUUUUAGAGUUUACAAGCUGCAGCCCAAGCUGCUGCCCAAAUCAAUGCCCAACUAGCUGCAGAAGGUAAAA